UCUACGUGGUAUAGUAUCAUUGUUUACAAAAUGGCGGCUGCAAUGGAUAGUGGAAUUACAACGGAGAGUGAUUCUUCGGGAUUACGACAGCGGUACGUGCCGGACACUAAUUCCGAAUGGGACAGUGAACAGCCGUACGGGGGAAAGGUCUAUUUGGCAAGAAAGAAAAAACCUGACCCGCCACACGUGAGGGCUGUCGAGGGUUUUGCUUUAUGUGCCACGAUAGUGUUUGCAUUUUAUGCCUAUUUUUAUUUUGACAACCUCCAUUUCCACGUGACACACGCAUACGCACACCUUGGUUACCCUGCAGCUCAACACCAGGUUGGACAACGAUAUCUUCAUGGAAAAGGGGUAGAAAAACAUCACGAGAAAGCCAUGGAAUGGUUUAGGAAAGCCGCGGACCAAGGACACGCCCACGCCUCUUACAACUUGGCAAUCGGACAUCUCAAAGGCAUGAAGACAGAUCUAAAACCUGGAGAGGCACAUCAAUUGAUUCACCAUGCCGCUUCUAAAGGUGUAAAACAAGCUCACAAAGUGCUUGAAAAUGUGUGUUCCAGGGGAGGCUGCAAAAACUGAUUCGGAAAGGCUAACUAUUUUCCGGAAAUCUUUAUUUUCAACGAAUUUCAAGUUUGGAAAUUUAAAUAGUUGAUAGUAAUCAUGCUUUCUUUAACGUACUUGUUUCCAGACUAUGCUAAUGUCAUUUAAAACCUGUACAAUAAACUCGUUAAAAUUCGGCAGAUUCCGUCACUUUCAGUGACAAUCAUGGUGACCGAUACAAAACCUUGGCAGCUCGCCAAAAGCCCAUAUAAAAUGAUCACCUGUCAUAAAUAAUAAUUAACUUUCGUAUUUUGAAUUAACAUUAUUGAUUGCUUAAUUAUUGAUAGUACUGUUACUUCGUGAUAAUCCGUCCAUAUCUUAAAAGUUUUUUUUUAUGCAAAAACAAUAAAUGAGCCGUGUCAUGACAAAACCAACAUCAUGGGUUUGCGACCAGCAUGGAUCCAGACCAGCCUGCGCAUCCGCGCAGUCUGAUCAGGAUCCAUGCUGUUCGCUUACAAACUCUUUUACAAGUAGAGAAACUGAUAGCGAACAGCAUGGAUCCUGAUCAGACUGCGCGGAUGCACAGGCUGGUCUGGAUCCAUGCUGGUCGCAAAUGCAUUAUGUUGGUUUUGUCAUGACACGGCUCAAAUGUAUAUCUUUUAUAUUCGUAUUGUUAACAUAUUAUGUAUUAUGUAAUCAUGUUUGAUAAAUUUCUGUUUAAUAGUUUGUAAUGAGGAGUCCUAGUUACCUUAAUGAAAAAUUUUACUUCAAA
This is a messenger RNA of Ruditapes philippinarum (Manila clam), 1309 nucleotides long. RefSeq names its product secretory immunoglobulin A-binding protein EsiB-like. The transcript has 5 exons. The record is from RefSeq and is a predicted model, not a curated record. Gene Ontology annotation, cellular component: endoplasmic reticulum membrane. Gene Ontology annotation, biological process: ERAD pathway. Lineage: Eukaryota; Metazoa; Mollusca; Bivalvia; Venerida; Veneridae. Gene Ontology annotation, molecular function: protein binding. The coding region runs from base 31 to 576 and encodes 181 amino acids.